This is a messenger RNA of Mesorhabditis belari, 939 nucleotides long. Lineage: Eukaryota; Metazoa; Nematoda; Chromadorea; Rhabditida; Rhabditidae. The record is from the annotation of a GenBank genome assembly.
AUGGACAGCGAGUAUCGAAUAAUUCUGAAUGUCGGUGGAGUGAGACAUGAAACGUACAAACACACGUUGAAGAAGAUCCCAGCCACGCGAUUAUCCCGUUUAACGACAAGUCUUGCCAACUACGAUCCGGUGCUCAACGAGUAUUUCUUUGAUCGACAUCCUGGCGUUUUUGCCCAAGUUUUGAACUAUUAUAGAACGGGUAAACUCCACUAUCCCCUCGAUGUAUGUGGACCGCUUUUCGAGGAAGAGUUAAAGUACUGGGGCCUGGAUUCGAGCGAUUGUGAGCCAUGCUGCUGGAUGACUCUCUCGGCCACAAGGGACACUCAAGAGGUACUUCAAACACUCGACAAACUCGACAUUGACACCUCGGAUAAAGUGGAUGGACCGGAGCUGUAUAAAAGAUUCGGCUGGGAAGACGACUACCACAAUAACAGUUUGAGCAAAUGGCAAGUGCUGAAGCCGAAAAUUUGGAGACUUUUCGAUGAGCCUUCAUCGAGUACAGCUGCUAAGAUCAUCGCCUUUAUCUCAGUCGUCGUUUUGAUCACGGCGAUCACCGUUUUCUGCCUGAAAACCGAGCCGAAUUUUCGGAUUCCCGAUUUAGAAUCGAUCAUGACGCCGUACCCAUUGAACAGAAGCGAACGCUCGGUGCCCAGCCACAAGUACAAAGCCGUCAAUUUCCCGGUUCAGAAAACCAACUCCAAAGCGAGACCUAUAUUUUCAUACAUAGAAGCUGCGUGUAACAUUUGGUUUACGAUAGAGAUUCUCAUCCGAUUCGUAUCGUGUCCUUCAAAGAUUGAGUAUUUCAAGGCGCCCGUAAACAUCAUCGACAUUGUCGCCACAGCCACUUUCUACGUGGACAUGUUCACGGCGGCUGUCGGUGCCUCGGCGGACCUCGAAUUCUUCUCAAUCAUUCGCAUCCUUCGACUCUUCAAACUCACA